AAAGCAAGCAUUAAAGCUAACUCCUUUUCCGUUUGCGGUAGGUGGCAAACAAUAGACAUUAACCAGAAAGCUUAAAACAGAGAAAGCGCAUGAAGAAGAGAAGAACCAAAAGCAAGAAUUCUUAGAGAGAGAGAGAGUUUUAGAGAGAUGGACAACUUGCUCUGCGACGAGCUUCUCCAAGAAAUCUUCCAGAAACUUCCGCCAUGUUCGUCCUCCUCGGUUUCUCUGGUCUCCAAGCGCUGGCUCCAACUCUACCGGACUUCCAGAACUUCUCUCUCUCUCCGCCUCUCUCUCCCCAACCCCACAACUCUCCAAUCUCUCUCCUCCCUCCUCUCUCACUACCCUUUCCUCCUCUCUCUCUCUCUCCUCCUCCCCUCCGAAACCCCCGCCACCACCGCCACAACCACCGCUUUCUCCGAUCACCUCCUUCUCUUAAUCUCUUCCCUCUGUCCCCACCUUCACGGCCUCAGGUUCUUGGCCUGCCCCGUCUCUCUCUCCUCCUUACUUUCUCUCUCUAAAACCUGCACCCACCUCACCUCUCUCUCUAUCAACCUCUCCCGCCCUCUCUUCCUCUCAUGGCUUCCCAAUUUCCCUUCUUUGAAAGAAUUGUCCAUCUGGGUACACCCCGAAAUCGAAGUCAACAACGCCGAAGAAUACGGGUAUUCCGAAAAUGAAGAAUUUAACUCAGAAUUGAGUUUAGAAACUCUUUCUCUGUCCGGAAUUCGUAUGGGUGACUGGGGCUUGGGUUGGCUAUGGAGGAGCUGCAACAACCUGAGGAAGUUACAGUUAAGGAACUGCCAGGGCUUAGGCGAUGGAGGGUCAUUUUCGUCAUUUGUUAGGUGUUUGAAGGGAAUCCAAGAAGUGGAGCUCAGAACUUGUAGGACUAUAGUUGAUGGGGUUCUCCUAAAACUUGCUGAGAAUUGCAAUUCUCUUUUGUCUUUAUUGGUCUAUGAUGGUGGUAGUAAAGAGGGUCUUCUUAGAUUCUUUAGCCAAUGCCGUUUUAAGCUCCAAAGGCUUGAUCUUCGCUUGCCUUUAGACCUCAACAAUGACCAUCUUUUUGCUGCUUCAAUCAGCUUCAAAACUCUCUCUAGUCUGAGGCUCCAAAGUUGCUGCCUUGUAAGUGGUGAAGGCCUAAAGGCCGUUGGGAGUGCAAUGAGUUCCGGGCUUGAAGAAUUGGCGCUAAUAAACUGCGAUGUGGUCGAAAGAGAAUCCGGGUUGUUGGCCACUUUGGGACAGAAUUUGAAGCAGUUGAGGAAACUGGACUUGUCUUAUAAUGAAAUGUUGGUGGAUAAAGAGUUCAUUUCCAUGUUGGUUUCUUGUCAUGAAUUGGUUGAUUUGAAGCUUAGAGGGUGCAAAGGGCUCACUAGUUCUGCCAUGGUUACUAUGUCUAGGAGCUGCAAAAGGUUGGAGGAUGUUGAUUUAAUGUAUUGUUGUGGGAUUGAGUCUGAGGCGGUUGAGUUGUUUGUUAUGAAUUCUCCUAAGUUGAGGAGGGUUCAGGUGGAGGAAAGCAAACUCUCGGAUGCUGCUAAGACUUGGGCAUCGGUUAAGUUCAUUGAAGUUUACUGAUUUGCGGAUAAUUUAUUUGCGGGAAAUGGAUAAGUUAUGUGAAUAAAAUGUUUCAAAUGAGACAGGUGCAUUUACACGUCCGUGUUGUACUAAUAUGUCCAUUGCGAUGUCACGGACGAAUCCCAAGUGAAAACCGCCGUGGACAAAGCCAUCAAGGCCUACGGAAAGCUAGACAUAUGUUCACAAUGCCGGCAUAAUUGAUGAGUACAAGCCCUGUAUAAUCGACAACAAGAAGGCUGAU
Morus notabilis is the source of this 1807-nucleotide messenger RNA. RefSeq names its product F-box/LRR-repeat protein 4. Gene Ontology annotation, biological process: SCF-dependent proteasomal ubiquitin-dependent protein catabolic process. The coding region runs from base 148 to 1566 and encodes 472 amino acids. The record is from RefSeq and is a predicted model, not a curated record. The transcript is spliced from 2 exons. NCBI's taxonomy places the organism in Eukaryota, Viridiplantae, Streptophyta, Magnoliopsida, Rosales, Moraceae. Gene Ontology annotation, cellular component: SCF ubiquitin ligase complex. Gene Ontology annotation, molecular function: protein binding.